AUGGAGUCCCAGGACCAGAUCUACGUGAACCUGGAGGAGCUGGACUACCACAAACCCCCACAGGUCUGUGCACCUGCAGGAGACAAACCGCUGAAAACUGAGUCUGUGGCUGGGAGGGAAACUGAAAGCGGCGGCUCUAUUAAAGUUCUGGCGGUCUGUUUGGGCCUGCUGAGCUUCAUCCUGCUGGUCUCGGUCGUAGCUGUGGCUGUGAGCUAUAACAGAGACGUCCAUCAGCUGACCGGACACCUGGCCAAUCAGACGGCAGAAUGGAGGCAGCUUCUGAUCAGGCACCAGAACCUGACCCACGAGAGGGACUGGCUAAACGUCAGUCUGGAGGUGGCAGAAGUGAAACUGGACCGACUGAGGAAGAGCUCUGUGACGUGUCCUGACGGGUGGAGGAGGUUCGGCUGCCACUGCUACCUGCUGUCUUCAACCAGGGACACCUGGGAGUCCAGCAGACAUCAGUGUUCAGGACUCGGAGCGGACCUGGUCAUCGUCAACAGCCAGAAGGAGAUGAUGUUUCUGAACAAUCUGGGAACUCAGCUGAAGUUCUGGAUCGCUUUGAGGCAAAGCUACGCUGGAAGUCCAUGGACCUGGACUGAUGGAGCAUCACCAGGAGAAAUGUUUUGGCAGGCGGGACAGCCUCAGUCUUUAGUCCGUCCCUUCAAGACUCAGAACUGUGCGGCCUUUAACAGUUUUUCAGGCGUUCUGUGGUUCGUUCAGUCGUGGAGCAGCGAGCCGUGUUCGCAGUUCCUGCAGUGGGUUUGUGAAAAACAGGCUGAUUCUUCUGAGCUCCUGAUCUAA
Molecule: messenger RNA, 804 nt
Organism: Nematolebias whitei (Rio pearlfish)
Lineage: Eukaryota; Metazoa; Chordata; Actinopteri; Cyprinodontiformes; Rivulidae
Product: CD209 antigen-like protein E
Exons: 6
Coding region: 1-804 (267 amino acids)
Source: RefSeq, a predicted model, not a curated record